Messenger RNA from Neocloeon triangulifer, 4439 nucleotides. RefSeq names its product phosphofurin acidic cluster sorting protein 2 (gene KrT95D). NCBI's taxonomy places the organism in Eukaryota, Metazoa, Arthropoda, Insecta, Ephemeroptera, Baetidae. The coding region runs from base 162 to 2948 and encodes 928 amino acids. The record is from RefSeq and is a predicted model, not a curated record. Gene Ontology annotation, biological process: protein localization to plasma membrane. The transcript has 18 exons.
AAUUCGUGAUUUGCGCUGCUGCUGGGCUAGGGUUCGCUCGCGCUCGGUCGCUGGGUUUCCACCAGUUUGCAGUCGAAUCGCGUUUUGAGCACUCAAAUGUCGACGUCGGGCUUCGGUGGCCGGCCGCGUUGAUGAGCCUGCUGAGGUAAACAAACACGGCGAUGGCGGAGAAGGUGGGCAAACCGCCUCCACCGGGCUCGAGGCCCCUGCCCAUGAAACUGUUCGCCACCUGGGAAGUGGACCGGACACCGUCCAACUGCGUUCCAAGGUUGUGCUCGCUGACUCUGUCUCGGCUGGUGCUGCUCAAGUCGUUGGGCAACGACAUCUCCUCAAUCAUCAUCGCGGUCAAGAUGCAGAGCUCAAAACGCACCCUGCGCUCCAACGAGCUGCUCCUGCCGCCGGGAGGACUCCUGGACACGGAGCUGGAUCUCAACUUCUCCUUGCAGUACCCGCACUUCAUCAAGAGGGACGAGGCCAAUCAACUGCUCAUCAUGCUGCAGCGGCGCAAGAGAUACAAGAACCGGACGAUUUUGGGCUUCAAAACGCUCGCCGAGGGCACCAUCAACCUCUCGCAGGCGCUCCAAAGGACGAUGGAUGUCGACCUUGAGUUGUACAAUGGCGAGAGCAAGGAGAAAAGAGACGUCGUCGCUCGCUUGUCCGUGCUGAACAUCAGCAGUACUCCCGUGGAUCAGGACGAACCGGGCGUGCGACACAAAAGGGUCGCCAUGGCAGACACCUCAGACGCCCAGCUGGCGCCCCUCCUUUUGUCUCUCCGCCGACUAACCGCUUCCCAUCUCCGCCUUCCGCGCGGUACCCCCCUUUCGCCCACAGAUCGAGCGGCUGCAGACUUUUCUGACGACGACGAGGACUUCAGCAGUAACGAGGAGAACUCGGACUCGGAACCCAUGCUGGACGACUCUUCGCUGGCGCCCCGCAGACCCAGGAAGACCAGCAGAGCAAAGAAUUCCACUGCCAGGCAACGGAACCUGAAGCAGAAAUUCAUCUCCCUUCUCAAAAGGUUCAGGAUCAGUGAAGACCUGGACAAUGACCCUGAAGAAAUCGAGCAAAAGCUCUCAGGUGGUGACAUGGACCCCACUGACAUUGCGGAUCUCUUUGACGAGUUGGAGGAGCUGAGCGACUCUGGCCCCGAGAUGGACACGAUGAGCAUCUCGUCCACUCCGAAGCCGUCGCUGCGACCGUUCUUCUCGAGCAGCCGCUCGUUGGCGCAGCCCGACGUGCUGCCCAUUGCUGGUGAGAGCCCCUCUUGCAAUUUCAAGAAGCCUCCACCGCCACCACCAAACCAAGCACCUGGCAACACAGCACCAAAAGCUCUGUUCAGGGAGAGGGGAUCUGACAGACAAAGUGAUGAGAGUUCAAAGAAAGCAGACUCGGACUCGCACCCUGAAAAUUGGACUGACCACGAGCACAGUGACCCUCCACCGAUGGCAUCUUCGCCACCCCAUGCUCCCCUGGCCCAGUCGGAGAGCUUGGAAAAAGCUCCGAAAGAGCUAAAGGACGGAGAUCGAGACAGGAGGACGCGGCUGUUUGCACGAGACAGGACCACGUCCGGCACAAAGGCAAAGAAGUCUGAUGUGCCGAGGACGCCAAUUUCUGCACCAGAACUUCUCGGCGGGCCUCUUCACAAUGAAAACUCUCAACCACGAAAAUCCUUGAUGGAGCAGCUGUCACGACUGAUGCCGCUUGACGAAGCCAUCCUGCCUGAUCAUGUGAUACUAGUCCCUGAAGGCGCAGCAAAUCUCGCUGCCCGUCUAGUCGAGAGACAACAGAGGGUGUUGAGCGUGUCUGGAACGGCAGACGUUCGAGCCGCCAUGAACUGUCUCAUCAGCAAACUUCAAAAAUUCUGCAACAGUAGUGCCAAACCUCCAUUGCCCGUCAAAGUGCUCAUCAUGGGAUCUGACAGCCUAGUCAGCACCAUAAUGCGACAGUACGUGGAGCUGCUGUCGUCAAAACCUCUUGACUGGCAAAACCACUUCAGGUUCCUCAUUGUGCCCCUUGGCAACAACAGCUUUCUGGCGCGGUACCUGUCAAGUCUCGACUCAAUGUACGCCGCCUCAUUCUCUGGGGAGUCUUGGAAGGAGUUGACGGAGCGGUUGGAUUCGAAAAUUGAAUGCCAGGAGGCAAUGAACCGAAUCCAGCGCUACCUUGUUGCUGCAAACUCUUAUGUGGCUUUGCCUGUUGCUGAAGCCAUGGUGACCUAUAAGGAACGAAGUUCUGAUGAGGAGUCGUGCCAGAUAUUCAUUCCAUUUAUCAAUGAAACACGUCUGGGCUCGCAAGAAAACGGACAUACGUCUCUAUCAUUGGAUAUGGAUGAGUCGUUACCAGUGCUGAUGGCCUCAGGCUCACCACCUUCGGGCACUCUCAUGUCCCCUUCAGGGAUGCCUUCAGAAAGGAAGGAGAGAACCACACCACCCUCAUCACCCAACGUCAAUACGUCCUACAUUCAAUCUGCCAGUUUGACGAACGCUGAGCCAAUGGAGCUGCAGAUCGACUACUGGCAGCACCCAACCGUAGCCAACUCUGCUGCGGCUGCAAAGGGAGACCAGGCCAAGAAUAAGUUCGAGAGCGUCAAAAGCACCCUCAAGACAAGCUUCCGCGCUUUGCAAGUGUGCCGGUUGCCUGGCAGUGGACUGAUUCCGAACAAUCUCUUCACUCUGACUUACACAACCAAAGAGAGCAAAAAGAAAACUGUGAUGAGAUUAGGAAAGAAAAAGGAGAAGGAAAAGGAAUCUGACGCAAAGAAUCAAGUCAUCGAGGGUGUCACCAGACUGAUUUGCUCAGCCAAGGCGCACAAUGUUCCUCUCAAAGUUUUCAUUGAUGGCAUGGAAUGGAACGGAGUCAAGUUCUUCCAGUUGUCUGCUCAGUGGCAAACACACAUCAAGCAUUUCCCGGUUGCACUCUUUAACGUACCAGAGCCUAUUUCCGGUUGAGUGCCUAAUUACAAACAAAAACAUAGGAGGGCGAGUGAGAUGAAAUGGAUAACACAGAAGGAGCACAAAUUUGUCUCUUGUGCCAAAAUAGAUGAGAAUUUUAUUGCUGUUGUUAAUCUCCAUUUUUUAUGCUGUGAUGUUCAGAGUUGAAAUUGCAAAGAAGAGAAGGGGUUAUUUAAAUUGAUUAAGUACCUGCUGCAGUUUUGACUGUUAAAGAGGCAAGAAAAAAAAUGUAGGAUUUUGAGUCAGAAUCUUUUAUUAUUUACAUAAGACCAAAGAGUGUGUGUGAAAAAAUGUAAUUCAAGGACAAUCUUGCAUGGAGUAACAGGGAAAGCACUACCACACCGCGUUGGCGUUUUUCGUAGGGAAUAUAUCCGUAGCGUGACAAUUUACAAACAAACAAAGAGAGCAGCAAUUUGUAAAUGUAGAUAUUAUGACAAUACGCCAGGGCUAUUAUGAAUUUAUUUUAUUUUUUACCCAGAGUCGUCUGCUCAUAGCUGAAUUUGAAAUACUCAAGUGUGUUAUUGCAUAGAAAGCUCUUGAUUUAUCUGUCAAAUACUUCUGUAGAAUAAGUUUCUAUUGUAUAAUCAUAGCGUGUAGAUUAUAAUUUGCUUUUAUCCCAGAUUGACAUUUCUUUGUGUAACGUUCAAAGUUCAAAUUGAGAGGCCAAAUUGAGCAGCAUCAAGGUCAAAUCUGUGCUUGGUUUCCUCUUUUAGUCUUCGUAGAAGGAAAACUUGUAAGACUACUCAAGCUUGGUAAAAAAUCAAUAUCAUUGAUAUACAAACUAAAGUUAGGAUGAGUGCGAGCCGAUACUGUUCACAGUUCAGACUUUGAAUGAUAAUCGCAUUUUCCGUCUCCCAUUUUUAACGAUAUUUUCCGACUGGCCAUACAAAUCUGCUUUAUCUUCAGUGGCCAAAUUAGUUAAUUUUCAAAUUUAAAAAGAAAAAAAACUGACACGCUCAUUUAUAUAAAUUCUGAUUCAGUUGGUCUUAAGCUCGAUUCGAACACAUAUCUGGGAUGGCAAUAACCAAAAUUUUAAUAUGUAGAGAAAAGAAGCACGUUGGGCCGUGCGAGAGAGAUUGACAAGUUAACAAGACAUAUUCAAACUCUCUGUAACUUCUAUCCAACUUCGCUGUUGUUCUCUCUUCGUACUUGAUGGCAGGAAGUGUAAUACAAAAAAUUUAAACAAAAUGUAACUGGUGUUGUGACGAUGUCAUCAAUGUCUUACUCCGCGCGCAGUGUGUUUGGAAAACGUUCUCUUCGUGCUUGUUCAUUUGGCGCCCAAAUGUGUAGACAAUUUUCAAGAGAUGGAAUAAUAUGUAGUUGAUAGAGUUAACAAUCAUCGUAAGUAAAACGUCGUAGUUGUGUAAGUAAAAGAAUGCCUAAGUCAUUUUUAUUAUAUACUGUAUUUGUAUAAUCAGCGCGCAUUACUAGAAACAGGAUAUUUGAGAUGGAAAAAAAACGUGAACAAAAAACACGUGCCGAAAUAAA